CGGCAGCAGUAAACUGGAGGCUGCAGCGACUCGCAAAGGCGCGCUCCUGGCAGUGCUUGCCAUCCCAGGUGACUUGGGCUUGCCAGGUCUGCUGGCCCAGGGUCCCCAACCCAGCACGCUCCCGUCCCGGGCUCCGGCGCCCACCAGCCCUGCUGCCCUCUCCCGCCUCUCCACACCCCCCACCAGAUUGCGGGAAGGGAGGUCGCGGCAGCGGCCCGGCAGCACCGGCGACCGUGGCGACAGCUGCAACAGUGGCGGCGGCAGUGGCGGCGGCGGCUGCAGCGGCGGCAGAGGCUGCGGCGGCGACCGUGGCAGAGGCGGUGGCGGAGGCCUCGGUAGCAGAGACGGAAACAGAAGUGGAGACUGAGGUGGAGGCCGAAGCCUCAGUAGAGGAGGCAGUGGCAGAGGCCACCCUGGGGGAGGCGGCAGCCGCCCUGGCCAGGGAAGAGGCAGAGGCCGCUCUGGCCGCAGCAACCCUGGCGCUGGCGGAGGCCAGUGCCGAUGAAGCCUCUACAGCAGGAGAGGCUGAGGUGCCUGCGUUGGACGAGAAGGAUGCUGCUGAGGAUUCGGACGCGGAGGCGGAGGCGGAGGCGGUGGCAGCGGUGGCGGCGGCGGCGGCGGCCGCGGCGGCGGCGGCGGCGGCGGCUGCAGCCACCGCGGAUGCGGAGACAGGCGGGGGCUCCGAAGAGAGCCCAGACUUUCCUAUGGCCUCGUUGUACGUAGGAGACCUGCACCCUGAGGUGACAGAGGCAAUGCUGUACGAGAAGUUCAGCCCCGCAGGGCCUAUCCUCUCUAUCCGCAUUUGCAGAGACAAGAUCACCCACCGCUCCUUGGGCUACGCAUAUGUCAACUACCAGCAACCGGUGGAUGCCAAGCGGGCCCUGGAGACCCUGAACUUUGAUGUCAUCAAGGGCAGGCCAGUGCGCAUCAUGUGGUCCCAGCGGGACCCCUCGCUGCGCAGGAGCGGGGUGGGCAAUGUCUUCAUCAAGAACCUGGGCAAGACCAUCGACAACAAGGCUCUGUACAACAUCUUCUCGGCGUUCGGCAACAUCCUCUCCUGCAAAGUGGCCUGUGACGAAAAGGGGCCCAAGGGCUACGGUUUCGUGCACUUCCAGAAGCAGGAGUCCGCUGAGCGGGCCAUCGAUGCAAUGAAUGGCAUGUUCCUGAACUACCGGAAAAUCUUCGUUGGGAGAUUCAAGUCCCAUAAAGAACGAGAGGCUGAAAGGGGAGCUUGGGCCAGGCAGUCCACCAGUGCUGACGUCAAAGAUUUCGACGAAGACACCGACGAGGAGGCCACCCUGCGAUGAAGACAUCCCAGGAGCGAGCCAGCCAGCAGAGCCAAACCUUGGCUCCGACCCGGUUUACAACCCGCUCUUUGUCCCCCUAACCCACCAGCAGUGUAUUGUAUUGAGAGUGCAGCGCUCUCGCUCGCGCUCUCUCUCUCCCUCCUUCCCUCCCUCUC
Messenger RNA from Phyllostomus discolor (pale spear-nosed bat), 1462 nucleotides. Its product is annotated as polyadenylate-binding protein 1-like 2. NCBI's taxonomy places the organism in Eukaryota, Metazoa, Chordata, Mammalia, Chiroptera, Phyllostomidae. The coding region runs from base 705 to 1307 and encodes 200 amino acids. Gene Ontology annotation, molecular function: mRNA 3'-UTR binding; poly(A) binding; poly(U) RNA binding. Gene Ontology annotation, cellular component: nucleus; cytoplasmic stress granule; ribonucleoprotein complex. The transcript has a single exon. The record is from RefSeq and is a predicted model, not a curated record.